Messenger RNA from Merops nubicus (carmine bee-eater), 997 nucleotides. RefSeq names its product mothers against decapentaplegic homolog 1. Gene Ontology annotation, biological process: anatomical structure morphogenesis; BMP signaling pathway; SMAD protein signal transduction. Gene Ontology annotation, cellular component: heteromeric SMAD protein complex. The annotation marks the transcript as partial. The transcript is spliced from 4 exons. Gene Ontology annotation, molecular function: RNA polymerase II cis-regulatory region sequence-specific DNA binding; I-SMAD binding; DNA-binding transcription factor activity, RNA polymerase II-specific. Lineage: Eukaryota; Metazoa; Chordata; Aves; Coraciiformes; Meropidae. The record is from RefSeq and is a predicted model, not a curated record.
AUGAACGUGACGAGUUUAUUCUCCUUCACCAGCCCAGCAGUGAAGAGGCUGCUGGGAUGGAAGCAGGGGGACGAAGAAGAAAAAUGGGCAGAGAAAGCUGUCGAUGCCUUAGUAAAAAAACUGAAGAAGAAAAAAGGUGCUAUGGAGGAGCUGGAAAAAGCCUUGAGCUGCCCCGGGCAGCCCAGCAACUGCGUCACGAUCCCUCGCUCCUUGGACGGCAGGCUGCAGGUGUCCCACAGGAAGGGGCUGCCCCACGUCAUCUACUGCCGCGUGUGGCGCUGGCCAGACCUGCAGAGCCACCACGAGCUGAAGCCCCUGGAGUGCUGUGAGUUCCCCUUUGGCUCCAAGCAGAAGGAAGUGUGCAUCAACCCCUACCACUACAAGCGGGUGGAGAGUCCCGUCCUGCCCCCCGUGCUGGUGCCGCGGCACAGCGAGUACAACCCCCAGCACAGCCUCCUGGCCCAGUUCCGCAACCUGGGGCAGAACGAGCCCCACAUGCCCCACAACGCCACCUUCCCGGACUCCUUCCAGCAGCCCAGCAGCCACCCCUUCCCCCACUCGCCCAACAGCAGCUACCCAAACUCGCCUGGGAGCAGCAGCAGCACCUACCCCCACUCUCCAGCCAGCUCGGACCCGGGGAGUCCUUUCCAGAUGCCAGCUGACACUCCUCCUCCUGCUUACCUGCCUCCGGAAGAUGCGAUGACACACGAUACCUCCCAGCCCAUGGACACCAACAUGAUGGCACCUGCCAUGCCCCCUGACAUACACAGAGGAGAUGUCCAGGCAGUGGCCUACGAAGAGCCGAAGCACUGGUGCUCCAUUGUCUACUACGAGCUGAAUAACCGCGUUGGGGAGGCCUUCCACGCCUCUUCCACCAGCAUCCUGGUGGAUGGCUUCACUGACCCCUCCAACAACAAGAACAGGUUUUGCCUGGGGCUGCUCUCCAACGUGAACCGCAACUCCACCAUCGAGAACACCAGGCGGCACAUCGGCAAAG